This is a messenger RNA of Xenopus laevis (African clawed frog), 1298 nucleotides long. RefSeq names its product probable splicing factor, arginine/serine-rich 5. The coding region runs from base 482 to 1177 and encodes 231 amino acids. The record is from RefSeq and is a predicted model, not a curated record. The transcript has 4 exons. Lineage: Eukaryota; Metazoa; Chordata; Amphibia; Anura; Pipidae.
UCACUAAGUUAAAGUUUAUGAGCUGUAAAAUGGGGACCACAGGGGCUUUCCCAAGUUCACCCUGCUGUAGAGCAACUUUUUAUAGUUAAUUUGACUCAACUCAAUGCAGCAUGACAUCAACUUUUUUUCAUUGCAUGGAAUCGUAGUAGAGCUGGAAUUUAUCAAUAAAACUCACUUAAUCCACAUUUCUUUCCCUGACUGUGUCAAUGAACUAUUUUACUAGAACCUUAAAGCUCAUGAUGCAAUCUUUACAAUUGGUACAGAAGCCCAUGGAGCGCCCCUGGGACAGGUGAAGCGGAGAGGGGCAUGACUGAGGGACGAGUAGGACAAUAGGUGGUACUUGAAUGCUAGGCUUUCUGGGGAUUGUAGGAAAAAGGGAGGCAAGGAAGAAGGAGGGCCCUGGUCUUUAAAUAGGGGUGAGAAAGGCGGGAAGAGUCAGCUUACUUUUAGGACAGCAAGGAGUAACAGGGUUUCGUCCAGGAUGGCGCGGGCAGGAGACGUUUUGCAGGGCCUUAGGUUGGCGAUGUCGGGCCACGAAGGGGACCGGAUCCGGAGGGAGCUGAUUGCACUGCUGGGGUCGGUCCGGAGCACGGAAGGCUCGGCAGCGGUGGGAGAGAGCAGUGGCAGACCGCAGCGGCGCACGAGGCCCCCAGACAGGCUGAGUCCAGCAGCCGGAGGCAGGAUGCGGCGCAGAAGGAGCGCCUCCGUCGAGACCGGGCCACACGGGAGCCGAGCAGCUGGAAGGGGAGGCCGAGGAGCAGCAGGCAGAGUUGGCGGCUCAGGGACACGCAGGAAUCCGGGCAGGAGAGGUGCUAGCAUCGACAGGAAUCGGGCGACACGAGAGUCGAGGUCGAGGAGUCGCCAGCAUGGUCGGUCGAGAGAGCGGGACACGGACAGGGAUACGGCCGGCAGGUCGGCAGCACAGCAGCAGGGUGCUUCACGCGGGCCAGGCGUGGGAACGUUUUUGGCAACUGGCACCAAUGGCGGACGUGGAAGGCCAUCAUUUCCCGGAGCAUCUGUGGCAGCUCGGGACGUCCGACUUGGCGAGUUAGUGAGAUCGUCCGUGGCCGAGUCGACUUGGACUUCGUAUGUACAAGAAAUAAAACUAGCUGAGCAACAAGUAUGUGCACUCCUGAAGCAGCUUCUGAAGAUUAUAGGACAUGGUCUGGGGCCAUGAGGGCUACUUGCAUGAAGAAAACGCAACCAGAACGAGACGGCUGGCCUGUAUCUAAUAUUUUGUAACAUUCUUGCAACUUUUCCAUCAACAUUUUACAAAAUAAAAGAAAAAUGGACACUGA